This is a messenger RNA of Clarias gariepinus (North African catfish), 5372 nucleotides long. It is a transcript of the gene zbtb3, whose product is annotated as zinc finger and BTB domain containing 3. Gene Ontology annotation, molecular function: RNA polymerase II cis-regulatory region sequence-specific DNA binding; DNA-binding transcription factor activity, RNA polymerase II-specific; protein binding. Bases 310 to 2064 code for a protein of 584 amino acids. Gene Ontology annotation, cellular component: nucleus. The record is from RefSeq and is a predicted model, not a curated record. NCBI's taxonomy places the organism in Eukaryota, Metazoa, Chordata, Actinopteri, Siluriformes, Clariidae. Gene Ontology annotation, biological process: regulation of transcription by RNA polymerase II. The transcript is spliced from 3 exons.
CGUUGGUUUCGAUGCUUUACAGAAAACAUCACUGUAUGCUCAAAACUGUUUGUUGUUUAUAUCGGCAACAAAUUCUGUCGUAUUUAUGAAUUUAAAAGAAAUAUUACGAAAUGAUGUCUGCAAUAUUGUCGUAUUUGUUUUAUACAGGUGAAGUGAUGGAGUGAUUGGUUUUAUUCCUUUCUGGGUUUUUUUUUUUUUUUUUUUUUAAUAAUGGCUUGAUUGGAUUCAGGUCUGAUGACGUUACUACUCUGAAGGUCUUUGCUCGUUGCUGUAACCUCAUUUACACCUAGUUCUUCAUCUAAGCUUGACAUGGAGUUCCCAGGUCACAGUCAGCAGCUCUUGGCCAGUCUACGUUCUCAGCGUCUACAGGGAUUCCUGUGUGACUGCACCGUCAGAGUUGGCGCCACUCGCUUUCUGGCUCACCGUGCUGUGCUAGCGUCCUGCUCACCGUUCUUCCACAUGUUCUACUCUGAACACCCAGUAGGCAGCACGUCUACUGUAAACGGAGGACCAGAGACGGACACCGUCACCAUUAAUGGAGACAUAGUGACCCCUCCGGCAUUUGGGUUGCUCCUUGAUUUCAUGUACGAGGGAGUACUACAGUUGGCGGCACAUCCCCCUCCGGAAGACGUUCUUGCCGCAGCCAGUUUCUUGCACAUGAACGAUGUGGUCCGAGUCUGUAAGAAAAGACUGCAGGGUCGUGGACUGGCUGAGGCUGACAGCACCAGGGAAGAAGAGGGAGGAAGUGAAAUGGGAGGAGAUGGAACUAUGUUUACUGGGUCAUCUAGGGAAGGAAUGUUGAAUGGCCGAAGAGAAACGAUGGAAAGUAGACAAGGAGCUGUCAGGGUGUCUGCAUCAAAUCCAACCUCGUCUCCCUCGGUAACACAAUGUCCUCAGCCAAGCCAGCAAUCAGCGGUUCAUAUUGACACUAAAGCAGAAACAAAUGUGGGAGUUCCUAAUUGCAUCACACACAGCAUAAAUCUGGGAAGUCCAGACAUGGCAGACACUACUCAACCAGGAAUGGACUCUCUUACAGCAGUAAAUGAUUCUGCGCCAGGCUUGUACAGUUCUUCUCCUGGACCUGCUAGAGCUGGAAUGUCAGCAGCUGGUAAUAUGGAAUCUACACUUUCGAGUCCUUGCAGCACGACAGAACCAGUUCAAGCAGGAACAGAAAUUUUGCCUAGUGCACCCACAGUUAUGGUUUUGGUUCCUGUGGAACACAGCCAAAAGAGAGACCAGUCAGAUAUGUCCAUGUCAAAAGAAAUAAGCAAUGUGUUUACAGUUGCUACUCAUCAUCCUGCACAAACAAAAAAAACGACAUCAAGGCAACGCAAUGGACCGAGUGCAACUGAUGAUGUGAGACACACUGCCAGAGCAUUAAAUGAACAGCCACGGUCACGGUCGUGCUCUCCCAUGCCUUUGAAUUCAGCAGGUAGAGGAGAUGGAACAGAAGAGAUGGCCAAAGUAAAAGUGGAGGCCAUUGUGAUCUCAGAUGAAGAGCCAGAAGACAUGGAUGAGGAACCUGUUAGGGCCAGGGAGCAUAGGAGAGAUGCUAAUUUAGAAGAAAGGGAGAAUUAUGAGAGCACUAAUGACGUUGAGAUUACUAACGCUCACUUCAUACCUCCCCACUCAUUAAUGCAACUCUCGCACAAUCACCAAGAGCCAAUUUCUUUUCCCUUUUCACCACAGGCUUCUAGUGCUUCCUCUUCUGACACACCCAGCUUCCAAACUACACUUUUCACGGCAGCUUCACAGCAAUCAGACCAACAGACUGUCUACUUUGAGGAAUAUCACGAUUCUCUUGGGAAUUAUGUGGAAGAUGUGCCUACAUGUGCCACUUGUGGAAAAACAUUUUCUUGUGCCUAUACACUGAGAAGGCACGCCAUAGUGCACACACGGGAGCGUCCUUAUGAAUGCCGUUACUGUUACCGGAGUUACACACAGUCUGGGGACCUGUACAGGCACAUAAGGAAGGCGCAUGAUCAUGAUUUGCCAAUGAAGCGCAACAGAACAGAAUCUGACCCUCCCCCAUCCCCACCUCUUCCUCAACCACCUCAGACAUAACAAGAUGCAUGCUCAGUCAUACUGUACAGAGUAUCAAAGCUAUCCUGAAGUAAAAAAAAAAUCAUCCAUGUUAGAUUUUUCUUUUUUAAACAGGUUGUGUGGACCAACUUUGCAAUGGACUGUUAUUGUGCGCUUUCGGAGUCAGAAAGUGAGCAUUUAACCUUAACCUAUUAUGGUAUUACAUUGUGACGAUAAACAAAAUGUCCCAUUCAUGACAUUGUUCACUCUUAUAACACAUCAUUUUAAACAGUUGAGCUUCAUUAAUACAAACUGUUGUGUUUAAAUACAGAUUUUUCUGAAGGUAUUGGAACAGAAGAGCAGUUCUAUUGUUUUUGAUAAACACAUUUCGGUUUGAGAUCAAAAGUUGAAACAGUAGAACACAAUUCUUUUAUUUCCUGAUAUUUACAUCUAGAUGUGUUCAAAUAUGGCACCUUUAGUUUGAACUCAAGUGGUCAAAAUUAUUGGAACAGUGUUUCUUGUUGCCUAGGUGUGCCCUAUUAGACUGAAUGUCUAAUCUUGAUUUGAGGCCUGUGUUUUUAAUAUAAAAGCUUAAUUUAUUGUUAAAAAAAAAAAAAGAUAAACCAAUGUGAAAACCAGAGAACAUUCUAAGAAAAAUCUAAAAAAAAUAAAAAGCCAGCAUAUUUGAAGCUGAGAAAAGAGGGAGGCAAAUACAACCAUUUGUUGCAACAAAAUGUCCUAAAAUGUUUCUCUUGGUCUACUAACAAGUGGAUAUAGAACAGGUCACACAAGACAAACAGCAGUUGAUAGAGUGGUUGGGAACUAUGAACUAUGAAGAAAAGCCCAAAACAACUGACAUUACAAAGAAAUUUUCUUGGGCUGGUCUGUGGGCAUCUGCAUCCACUGUUCAACUGUGACUGUGAGAGCAGAAAAAAAGAGGCCACACCACAAGAUGCACAUUCACAUAUAUUUUGUAUGGCUGCAUAUGUGACAGAUAAAAUUUUAAAUUUAUACACUAGCAGUGAAAAGCAGAAUUGAGAAAGAAACACAAAGAUGUGUCUCACAGAUACAGGAAUCAAGAUUAACCUAAACCAAGGUAACAGAAAUGCCAACGUGCAGAGAAAGAAAAGCUCUGCUCAUGAUCCAAAACCUACAAGCUCAUCAGUCAAGCACAGUGGAUGUAUUUUUACUGGCUUGGGCUUGCAUGGCUGCUUCUGGAACAAGCUCACUAACCUUUAAUCAAUGGCAUAAUUCAUGACGGUGGCAGUACAAUGGAUUGAGAAGUCUACAGAAACAUUCUGUCUGCCAAUUUAGAGAGAAAUGCUUCCAAUCUAAUUAGGGGGAACUUCAUAAUGUAGCAAAACAAUGACCUAAGCCACAGUCCCAACACAACAAAGGACAAAAGUGGAAGGUUUUAAACCGGCCUAGUCGAUCACCUUAACCUAAUUAAGCAGCAUUUCACCUCUUGAAGCGAAAACUGAAGGGGGCUGUGGUGCAAACCAGGAACUACUUUACAAAAGAAGAAUAGUAAUGCCAUAUUUUAGAAUAAAUAUGGUUAUGCAACCAAAUAUUAAGCGUACUUUUGCUUAAGACUGCUUUUUGCUAUACAUUUGCUUACCUACAAUUCGGAUGGUCAGAAACCAAAUGGGUCAUGUUCUAAGUUUAACACAUCUAGAUGUAAAAAUCAGGAAAUGGAAGCUAAAAUUGUCAUCUCACAUUCAUCUUUUGAUCUCAAAUCCAAAUGUCUUCAGUGUCCUUGUUGUUCCAGAAAGAAGUAUAGGAUUAAAACUUGCGUUAAGGAAUGUAGUUGACUCAAUUCAACUAGCAUUUUGUCCGUUACUGCUGACAAGUACUGUUAGUUUACUAAAUUUGACCAUCCAAACCUGCAGCAGUGUACAAAGUUACUUUCUUUGUAUGCUAAUAUAUUUGUCUAUUAAAAUGGAUUCUGAUGAAUUUAGAAAUUAUGUAUUUUUAGGCAAAUUUUAUUUUAUGGUUACAGACAUCAUCCUGUCCUCUAUUUUUAAAACCCUUUUGUUAAGAACAUUAUUUUGGGGCAAGCAGUGUUCUCUGGAUGGGGAGAAGCUUUUAUCCCUGCAUGCUUUUAAGAAGCACCAGCUAAAUCCAUCUACCUAGACAGCCUCCUCUCACAUUGAAGUAGGCAAUACACCUGUUUAAAAGAUCACAUUAAUACUAUAGCUGUUGAAUGUCACUGUGUCUUAUUCAUCAUUUGUCAUCAUGUUCAGUAACUGCUUUAUGCUGGUAAGGGUAGCAGCGGACGUUCUGGGAGUAAUGGACGAGAAGUGGAAAUGUAAGCUGGAUAGAACGCCGGGGUCACCACAGAGCCUGCUGUACAUCAAACACAUAAGCUUCUUGCUAGUCUGCAUGAAACCCGUUCUGUCUAAUGCAAAACAUGCAAAAUAAUUCAUCCACCCACUUGCUUCCCCCCCCCCCCCUUUUUUUUUUUUUUUACACAAUUUCCUCAUACAAGACAAUACUUAAAGGUACAGUACAACUGUUAAAUGCUUAUUAGUUCUGGUUAUAUUUAUUCAUUUUGUGAAAGCACGAUUAAAUUAAUGUAAUAUUCAUAAUUACAAAUAAUGUUUUUUGCAAACAAAGUGUGGUAAAUAUAUACAGUAUAUAUACUAUUUUUGUCACAAACCUGUAGCAUUGUUUGUUGUGGGUCUCUGCCUUCUCAAUACCAGAAUGUGAGCAUCCUGGAUAGCUCAAAAUGAGGAAGGCACUCUAAAGAAGCUACACACAUGAAAGAAAUUAUCAUCUAAGAAAUGAUACCAGAAAUGUAUAAAUAUUAGAUUAACAUUAUCUUUAUAAUCAGUGUGAACUAAACAGGAAAUGUGAUCAAAUAAGCGCCUUCACUUGCAAGAGAAAGUUUGUCUUUUUAACCAAUUUUUAAUUUCUUGCUAAAACAUUACAUUUCACCAUACGUUAAACCAAUAACCUCUAUUGGUUUUCCUCAAUAGAGCCACCAUCAUACAUGUGAGCUUUCUCUCACCUUGUGUGUUUUAGAAUCAUUUACGUGAUGAAAUAGUAUAUCAGCACUCCCAAGACCAACAUAUCUUGGCUGCUCCAUGUUCCAGGUUAUGAGUGUGUUAAUCAUUUAUACAGUCCCUGCAAACAAAAUCCUGCAACAGCAUGUCUUACAUCCGGCUCUUUUGAUAAACAGGUUUUUAAAAAUGUUUCAUGCAGUAGUUUGUUCUGAACUGUGUCGUUUUGAAGUUAUUCAGAUCCAAAACUGGGUCAUCAUGUUAAUUAAUUAAAGCCAGUAGAUUUACACUAAAUUCAUGAUGUAAAUGUUGUUUCAUGUCAAUAAUGUGAAUAAACCUUUUACUAAU